Messenger RNA from Andrographis paniculata, 3182 nucleotides. Its product is annotated as probable LRR receptor-like serine/threonine-protein kinase At1g06840. Bases 203 to 3043 code for a protein of 946 amino acids. The record is from RefSeq and is a predicted model, not a curated record. NCBI's taxonomy places the organism in Eukaryota, Viridiplantae, Streptophyta, Magnoliopsida, Lamiales, Acanthaceae. Gene Ontology annotation, biological process: protein phosphorylation. Gene Ontology annotation, molecular function: protein binding; ATP binding; protein kinase activity. The transcript is spliced from 21 exons.
UAUCUCGAAGACAGACAGGGUUCCUUUCACCUGUACAAUCAGCACAAAUAUUCUUCACAAUCAAUGCAGAAUCGGUCUAAUUUCUUGCCCUUUCUCUCUCCUCAAGGUUACAACCUCUCUCUCUCUCUCUCUGCACCUGUCUUUUUGAGUAUAUGCAUCAUUUAUGUUGAGGUGCCUAAUUUGUAUAGAGAUAUAGACGAGGAUGACGAUCGUUGUAGCUUCGAAAAUGGCACUGAUCUUAUGCUUGUGUUGCUGCUUUUUGCUCAUCCAUGUCGAUUGCCAACGAACGGAUCCGAAUGAAGUGAGUGCAUUGAGGUCGAUCAGGAAAAGUUUGAAUGAUCCGGACAGGCACCUGGUGCGGUGGAAUCGUGGCGAUCCGUGCAAUUCGUCGUGGACCGGGAUUUUCUGCUAUAAUCGAACACUCGAGGAUGGCUAUCUCCAUGUUAGAGAAUUGGCUUUCUUGAAUAAAAAUCUGUCGGGAACCUUAUCUCCCGAGUUAGGUCGAUUAUCCAAACUUGUAAUAUUGGAUGUCAUGUGGAACAACAUAAGCGGGCCGAUACCGAAGGAGAUUGGUAACAUUACAACGCUCGAACUCUUGCUUUUGAGUGGGAACCGGCUAACAGGAUCGUUACCCGACGAGCUCGGGAAUCUUGCAAAUUUGGACAGGAUACAAAUCGACCAAAACCUGAUUUCAGGACCGAUACCUCGGUCAUUCGCUAAGUUACAGAAAGGAAAACACUUCCAUAUGAAUAACUGUUCCCUCAGCGGGCAAAUCCCGGCGGAGCUGUCUCGCCUGCCGGUUCUCAUUCAUCUGUUGCUCGAUAACAACAACUUAUCUGGACCUCUUCCACCGGAGCUGUCUGAAAUGUCGAAUCUACAGAUACUACAACUGGAUAACAACAACCUAAGCGGGAGCUCGAUCCCGCCUUCGUAUGGAAACAUGUCGAGCCUGCUCAAGUUGAGUGCGAGGAACUGCAGUUUACAAGGUUCGAUUCCCGACUGGAGAAAUAAUCCGCAACUUGCUUACAUCGACUUGAGUCUAAACCAUCUGAAUGGAACCAUACCGUCGGGCGCGCUCUCGAAGAACAUCACAACUAUCGAUCUAUCGUCGAACAACCUGUCCGGAACCAUUCCUGAUAGCUUCUCAGAGCUUCCUCUUCUACAAAAACUGUUGGUGGCGAACAAUUCGCUGAAUGGCUCGAUUCCAUCGAGUAUAUGGCUAAACCGAACGUUGAACUCAGCCGAUCGACUCUUCUUGGAUUUCGGGUACAACGAAUUUUCGGGUAUUACCGGCGUCCUCGCUCGACUACCUAAUGUCACCAUUGCGCUUGAAGGAAAUCCGAUAUGCUCGAGGGGAAAUCUCGACGAGUUUUGCCUGCCUCACGUCGAGGAGUUUGGCAACACCGUAAAUGCGACGAGUCUCGUCGAUUGUCCGCCUGAAGCAUGCCCGCCUCCUUAUGAGUACGCUCCUGCAUCCCCGACGGCGAGAUGCUUUUGUGCAGCCCCCGUGCGGAUUGGAUACCGAUUAAAAAGUCCUUCUUUCUCGGAUUUUUUACCGUACGUCGAUCCUUUCAAGGAGUACAUAAGCUCGGGGCUUGAAAUGAACUCGUCUCAGCUAGACAUCGAGUCUGCAGCGUGGCAAGAAGGACCCCGUCUUCGAAUGUACCUCAAGAUAUUCCCGGCGUACAUCAACGAUAGCGUGAGGAUGUUCAACCGAAGCGAGGUGUUUUGGAUUCGCUCGAUGUUCGGAGGAUGGAAGAUUCGCGAAAGUCACGUGUUUGGACCGUACGAGUUUCUUAACUUCACGCUUCUUGAUCCUUACCGAGAUGUUCCUUCUCGAUCUUCGCCGGGAUUGAGCAAGGGAGCGUUGGCUGGAACUAUUCUCGGAACUAUAGCCGGAUCCGUGACGAUAUCCGCAUUCGUUUCGUUGUUUAUCUUGCGACGCCAUAUGAGGAAGCACCACACGUCGAUGAAGAGACGAAAAUCUUCGAGGAUCUCCAUGAAGAUCGACGGCGUGAAAGACUUCACUUACGACGAGAUGGCGCUGGCGACGACCGAUUUCAAUAGCUCGACGGUCGUCGGGCAAGGUGGGUACGGAAAAGUGCAUAGAGGAGUUCUCGGCGACGGGACAAUCGUCGCAAUAAAACGCGCUCUCGAGGGGUCGCUGCAGGGGGAGAAGGAGUUUCUUACAGAAAUACAGCUUUUGUCGAGGUUGCACCACCGGAACCUCGUAUCAUUGAUCGGAUACUGCGACGAAGACGGAGAACAGAUGUUGAUCUAUGAGUUCAUGCCAAACGGAACCUUGCGCGAUCACCUAUCGGGUAAGACGAAAUCAUCGCUACCAUUUUCGAUGAGAGUGAAAAUCGCGCUAUGCGCGGCAAAAGGCGUACUUUACCUUCAUACGGAGGCCAAUCCUCCGAUAUAUCAUCGCGACAUCAAGGCGUCUAACAUAUUGCUCGACUCGAGAUUCAAUGCGAAGGUAUCCGAUUUUGGGCUUUCUCGAUUGGCUCCAAUUUCCGAGCUCGAAGGAGACGUACCUUCUCAUAUAUCAACCGUCGUGAAGGGGACACCGGGAUAUCUCGAUCCCGAGUAUUUUCUUACUCACAAGCUGACGGACAAAAGCGACGUCUAUAGCCUCGGCGUCGUGUUUCUUGAAAUGCUUACCGGAAUGCACCCAAUAUCGCACGGCAAGAACAUCGUCCGGGAGGUUAACGUCGCGCAUCGCUCGGGAUCCAUAUUCACCAUCAUCGAUGAGAAGAUGAGGUCGUAUCCAUCCGAUUGCGUCGAGAAGUUCAUCGAUCUGGCACUCAAGUGUUGCCAAGACGAGACUGCGAGCCGGCCAUCGAUGGCCCAAGUAGUCAGGGAACUCGAGACCAUCUGGCAAAUGCUGCCGGAAUCCGAUGCCAACUUGACAGAUUCCUCGGCAAGAGAUUCCGGAAGCCUCCCGGAGACUCCGCCGUCCUCGACGAACCCCUGUGAGUCUUUGGAUAUCUCGGAGACCGCGCUCAUCAGCGGCACGAUGCCCACCGUGGCGCCGAGGUGAGAUCGGUAUAUGCUGAUAGAACUGUGCAUAGGCCAUUCGUUUGAGAUUUGCAGAUGUACAUAAUGUUCGUUGAUUCCUUUGUAAACCCAAAUUCAAUCAUUCUAACAAAUUAUUCGACGUUGUCGUCUUCUGUAAAAUC